This is a messenger RNA of Anisakis simplex (herring worm), 192 nucleotides long. The record is from the annotation of a GenBank genome assembly. Lineage: Eukaryota; Metazoa; Nematoda; Chromadorea; Rhabditida; Anisakidae.
AUGAAUAUCAAGCCCGUUCAAGGGAAACAGCCACCACUGAUCGCGAUUUGCAUUUCAUCUGAGAACUGGUUGGCCUCAUGCUAUGCUCGUUAUGGCUCUAAGCAGUGCGUGGAGUGGAGCCUGAAGUGUAAGAGCAAAUACUUGAGGGUAGGCGGUGAUGUGACUGUACAAGAGAAGGAAUGCGUCAUGAGU